Messenger RNA from Radiomyces spectabilis, 525 nucleotides. RefSeq lists its product as uncharacterized. NCBI's taxonomy places the organism in Eukaryota, Fungi, Mucoromycota, Mucoromycetes, Mucorales, Radiomycetaceae. Gene Ontology annotation, molecular function: structural constituent of ribosome. The coding region runs from base 76 to 375 and encodes 99 amino acids. Gene Ontology annotation, biological process: translation. Gene Ontology annotation, cellular component: ribosome; mitochondrial small ribosomal subunit. The transcript has a single exon. The record is from RefSeq and is a predicted model, not a curated record.
CAUUUUUCUGUGCAGUUAGCCGGCCACUGCUGUUGUUUUUCUUUUGCUUGCAUCAAGGAAACAUUAAUCGAUACCAUGCGUUGCCGUAUUUUGCGUGAUAUUAAAGCUCGUCAAGCUGUUGCCAAUAACGAAUUGACCCGUCAAGCGUACCGCUACAUUACUCGCAACGAGACGCUUCCUGCUCGUGUUCGUCAUCAAGCUCAGUUGCAACUCAACGCCAUGCCAAAGCAAUCCUCGCCCACAUUUGUGCAGAAUCGAUGUGUUGCCACCGGUCACGGUCAAGGUAUCCUUCGCGAAUUCAAGCUCUGCCGAUUCCAAUUCCGUCUUAAAGCAUUAAACGGCGAAUUACCCGGCGUCAAGAAAGCAUCCUGGUAGACACCUCAUCUUGGAGACUGGAUUUCUCAUUUUUGUUCUUUUCUUUUAUUUUACACCACUGUACAGUUUUCUCAUUCCUUUUCUCUCCUCUUCCAAUGGAUCCGUCACAAAUAAUAAUAAACAACCAAACAAAGAAAAGUAUUGCGCAAU